AUGCUCAUCGGAGUAAGGACAGAAAAAAAGACCUUACUGGAAAAGUUAUUUAAAGACUAUCAGAAGUCUCAGAGACCCGUUUCAAGUGAUGACGAUAUUUUAUACGUAGAUGUAUCACUCGAAGUAAAGAACAUUAUUGAAUUUGAUGUUGUAAAAGGUUUACUGACAAGUAAUCUGAUACUUGGAUUAUCGUGGAAUGAUGUUAAUCUUCAUUGGAAUGAAGCAAGAGAAAACGUAAGUUAUAUUAAAACUGAAUUAAAGCAUGUGUGGUACCCUAACGUACAAAUAUGUAAUAGCGCUUCAGGAAAAUUCACAUUUGAUGAAGAUACAGGAGUCACGCUAACAAGUAAUGGAAAUACUUCUCUCUAUAUAGACAGAAUUGUCAAUACUUACUGCAAGGUUAACAUUAAUAAAUAUCCUUUUGAUGAGCACGAAUGUGAUAUAUCUGUUUGUUUUCGACACCAGAUUAACACGGAAGAAACUUUAAAUAAUUUCGUGUACAACGUGACAUAUAAUCCAACAUAUAAUCAAUGGGAGUAUACAUUUAAAGAAAAAGAUAUUUUAAAAGAGGGCAUCAUAACAGCCGGUGUUAUAGUCCACAGCAAAAGAAAAAUUUCUAGUGCGACAAUAACCAGCAUUAUACCCCCAAUUAUGUUAACAUUAUUAAUCAUAUCUGUCUAUCUAUUACCAGCUGAAUCUGGAGAGAAAGUUUCUGUUGCAAUUACUGUUUUUCUCGCAAAUAUUGUUUUUCUUUCUGAAACUGAGAAAAAACUGGGAAACAAUUCUCCCUUUAUUGAUGAAUUCAAUUCUUUCUCUUCAGUCGAAACGAUUACUUUGCAAAUGAAAGGCUGGAAUUAUAUUGUGGAUGAGAUAUAUUUUCCAAUGGAAUAA
Molecule: messenger RNA, 891 nt
Organism: Octopus bimaculoides (California two-spot octopus)
Lineage: Eukaryota; Metazoa; Mollusca; Cephalopoda; Octopoda; Octopodidae
Product: chemotactile receptor for terpenes 1
Biological process (GO): monoatomic ion transmembrane transport
Cellular component (GO): membrane
Molecular function (GO): extracellular ligand-gated monoatomic ion channel activity; transmembrane signaling receptor activity
Source: RefSeq, a predicted model, not a curated record